This is a messenger RNA of Acyrthosiphon pisum (pea aphid), 951 nucleotides long. Its product is annotated as adenosine kinase-like. Gene Ontology annotation, molecular function: adenosine kinase activity. Lineage: Eukaryota; Metazoa; Arthropoda; Insecta; Hemiptera; Aphididae. The record is from RefSeq and is a predicted model, not a curated record. Gene Ontology annotation, cellular component: cytosol; nucleus. Bases 1 to 951 code for a protein of 316 amino acids. The transcript is spliced from 7 exons. Gene Ontology annotation, biological process: purine nucleobase metabolic process; purine ribonucleoside salvage.
AUGACUUCAGCUAUGGAACCUGGAAUGGUCGUGGGUUUCUGCCACCCACUGUUGGACAUGACCGUGAUAGGAAACGAAAAUAUAUUGAAAAGGUAUGAUCUGAAGAGCAACGAUGCAGUUUUGGCGGGUGAAAAACAUAUGAGCAUAUAUGAAGAACUAACAAAGGAUCCGAGCGUACAUUACUCUGCUGGGGGUUCCGGUCAAAACUCGUUGAGAUUCGUCCAGUGGAUAUUAGAGGAACCCAAUUCGGUUACAUUCUUUGGUGCAGUCGGUAAUGAUCGGUACAGCGAAAUUCUGAAACGCGAGGCGAUCCGGGACGGACUGGACGUAAAAUACCAAUACCAUUCUGACAUACCUACUGGAACAUGUGCUGUCAUUGUAACAAACAAUGGAAAAGACCGAUCACUGUGCUCUAAUUUAUCAGCAUCGUGGAAUUUAACGGAUGACCAUUUAGAAGUCCCAGAAAACCAGAAAAUAAUUCAAAAUGCAGAGUUUUAUCUAGUGACUGGCUUUUUCUUAAUAUCAAAUCCAGGCACGGUCGAAAAAAUUGGAAGAAUCGCCGACGAACGGAAUCGUCCGUUAUUGUUCAACAUGAGUGCUCCAUAUAUUUUCGAAUUGUAUUUCGAUUCAGUUAUGACAAUUUUUUCAUAUAUAAAUAUUAUUAUUGGAAAUGCCGAAGAAGCUAAAGCAUUUGCCUUUGCAAAUAACUGGGAAACAACCGAUAUAGAAAUUAUCGCAAGCAAGAUGAGUACAUUUAAUGUUGGAAAAGAAGGGUAUCGCUUAGUUAUUUUAACUCAAGCAGAUAAACCAGUUAUCGUAGCAUUGAGUAAGUAUUUGCUUGAACAUGAUUCUUGUGGCUGGGGUCUAGUCUCAACAUUUAAAGUACCAGAAAUAGCUGACCAAGAUAUUGUGGACACGAGUGGAGCUGGCGAUGCCUUCGUUGGUGGUUAG